AUGGAACUGAGGGAUUACUCCCGUCGCGAUCCAACAUCACCGCCCGAGGAUUGGGAACCAACGAGUCCUUCCAUUGCCAGGAAGCCUAUAGGCGUCACCAAACUAUCCCCCUCACCAUAUACCUCCCCCGAUUACGCCACGACAUCCUUUUCCCAGCGAGCAGGUCAACAACCCUUCCUGCCGCGACAAGAUACAACCGACACAGCUUACUACAGUACCUCAACACCAUUGGGAAUAUGGGAGCCCUCAGCCCCUCAUGCGCCGGGCUACGGACGACCGCAGCCUUAUAGAGAGGAUAGUCAAGCUUCACUCUUGAUGAGCGGCGAUGGUCCACGAAAUCCUCCUCCGAAUAUGCCCCAGGACGGUCAAGGUCCCCCUCCGCAGACUCCCCCGCACAAUAAUGGAUUUUGGGACUGGUGGCAUCACAAUUGGAGGCCCUCUUGGAGCAUGUACAUUCUCGUCUUGUCGGGAAUUGCUUUUGCUAUAGGCCAUCAUUUCUACUACGACGCCCUUCACGGCAAAGUCGCAAACGACCAGCAGGGCAAGCUUCGAUAUGGCGCACUUCUGGCCUUUUUGUCAAAAGCCUGUUUCCUCAAUGCCGUCGUCCUAGCUUUCCGCCAAAGAGUCUUAAUGAUGAUCCGUCGCAAGAUGCUUACACUGGCUACUCUUGACUCGCUUUUCGCAGCGUCCGAAGACCUAACAGCUUUGCUCAAUUGGGAGGCCUGGGUAAAUGCCAAGUUCGCCAUGGCUCUGACAAUAUUUAUCUGGACGUCGCCUCUAAUUGUUAUCUUCACAUCCUACACCCUUACCGUUAAACCUCAGAGAAAGGAGGAGACAACGCAAUGCGCAAACAUUCGCACACUAAAUUUUGAGCACGAGAAGACUGUUUACUGGAGAGAUCCAGCCAGGGUCAAUGGUUACUUUGAGACUUCUACAUGUCUUUGGAACACGACCGCACCGGGCGAUACUAUCAACAAAACUAAUCCCAACGAAUUUGACUAUUACAUCGCCAACAGUCAACAGUUCGAGUCCAUUGCUCUCAAGACGGCAUACGCACAGCAAGCUAUUAUGCGACCCAAGGCGCCAGAAGAUAUUUGUGGUACAGGUUGGAAUUGCUCCUACACCAUUGAGUUUACCGGUCCGGGAUACAAAUGCACAGACUUGGCCUCGGGAACUGACGCAGAAGUCAAGAAGCUCGGUGACGCAGAGUGUCCUUUCGACACAUCCGUCCUUGCACCCCUGGGAAAUCUAACAUAUUAUGCAAUGCUCGACCGAGGCGAUUAUGAGAACCCGCAAAUUUUGGCAACGGCGGGCGGAAGACCUAAGCAGAAACCACCAUAUCCAAAAAACCUGGGUGCCUUUCGAACCGAACCCAUUCUGUGGUUUGGCUAUACUGAAGUCGACGACAGAGACAAGCCUCAGCCUCCAGAGCCACGCAAAGGCGACUGGUACAAGGCUUAUACCCCGACCAUCUUUGGAUGCGAGCACUACCAAACCGAGUACAAAGUUCGAUUAAACUACACUGGCGGGGUUCAGUCCCACAAUGUGACGAGCCGCAAGUUCAUCAGAAAGGUGGUCGACACGACCUUUUUACCUGGCAAAAAGGAUCCCGACAAAAGACUUAAAGACCGAACCAUGGCGGAACCCGAAGAGAAUUAUGUAUAUCCUCAAAACAUUUCAGAUUAUCGACUGACUGCUGCGUACCAUGCUGUGGGAUACCAGCUGCGAGCGAUUCUGAACGGCACCACGACGAUGCCACAUUUUAAUGUCAAUAGCAAGAUCCUCCAGACGAGACUUGUUGAUCGCCUCAAUUAUCUACCCGUCAAGAACUUUCCCCUCGAAGUGCAAAAGUUUUAUGAGGAGAUUUUAAUAUCGUUUCUGUCUGAUCCGCAGAUGUCUGCUGUUUCAUGGGCCGCCAAACCCUCUAAUUACUCUGGCACGGUCAAGAGCGCGAAAGGAUUGGAAUACCCUUGUGUAAGAUGGCAAGAAAGGAACUGCUUCUUUUACAAUUUUGCCCAAUUAUGGGCAGUCUAUGCGAUCUCCAUGGGUAUCACAAUCCUGGCGGUCGCAUCAGGUGUGGCGGCAAUGGAAGAGAACGCCAUCAUGCGAAGCUUGAGCUUCUCAGCUAUUCUUGCCGCGUCGAGAGCUUCUAGUCUCGAUAAACUACGAUGGGAACAGGAGGCUGAGCUCAAGAGUCGAAAAAUUGGAUUUGGAAUCGUGGCAGAUCCGACUGGAGAGAGAACAUACUCGUUCGGUGUAGAGGGGGAUGUCAGUCAGGAAAAAGAGGCCGCGGUGGCUACAGGGCGCUCGCCGGGUAUCUCGGUGAUGAACUGGGGUGACAGGGCAGCGCGCAGAAUGAGUUAUGCCAUGUUGAACAAAAGAGACAGACCUGAAGAUUAG
Molecule: messenger RNA, 2400 nt
Organism: Fusarium poae
Lineage: Eukaryota; Fungi; Ascomycota; Sordariomycetes; Hypocreales; Nectriaceae
Exons: 1
Coding region: 1-2400 (799 amino acids)
Source: RefSeq, a predicted model, not a curated record